This is a messenger RNA of Podarcis lilfordi (Lilford's wall lizard), 4255 nucleotides long. The record is from the annotation of a GenBank genome assembly. NCBI's taxonomy places the organism in Eukaryota, Metazoa, Chordata, Lepidosauria, Squamata, Lacertidae.
AUGGGGUGGGCUCCCCGCGGCGGGGGAGACAUCGAGGACGGCAGAGGGACGAGCCAGGAGGCGGCGGCGGCCCUCGCUCUCCGCUUCUCCAGCGGCGGGACGCGCGCCGAGGCCUCCCUCAGGGCUGGCAGGUGCGGAGAGCCCCGCGGUUUGGGGCCGACGGGAGGAAAGGAGACGGAGGCAGUUGCCGGGCGGCGGCGGCGGCAGCAGCAACGGCCAUCACCGCCCCCUUCCGAAGCCGCCUUCUCAUGGCCUCCUCAGCUGCGAGGGGAGCGCGAGAGGGGGAGGUACCCGCGCGAGGCGCCAACGGGCAGCAACCGCCUCUUUUUCCCCCCUCACAGGCCGGACGGCCGACCAACGGCUACUCGGCGCGUGCUUGAGCACGAGGCCCCACCUCCAGCCAGCCUCCCCAGCCCGACGGGACACGUGCGCGCGCACGCGCCACCUUCAGCGAAACAGCGCGCGCGAGAGAGACGGCUCCUCCUCUCCCCAACCAGGCGAGUAGGACGCACGCGUACCAGCCAAUGAGGGAAAGAGGGCGAACUGACGUUAGUCGGGCGGGGCUAUUCGUUAUAUAGUCAGUUGGGGGCGGGGUUUCGGAGGGGGACAGAGACGCAACCGGUCUCAGGUUUCCUUUCAGGCGCUGUUAUCUGUAAGCCGCGGUGUUACCUGUCAUCACCGCUCGGAGCAGCCGCCGUUUCCCGUUUUAACAUUUCGCUUGCCUGCCGUUUGAUUUACCCUGACGCGAAUCUCGUCAGGCAGUCAGAGCUCGUGGGGCGGACGGUCGUCUCGCGCGCUGCGUUAACGCUAAUGGUGCAUUUCUUGCCCCUGCCCCCCCCCCCUUCCAGUAACUGUCAGGAUCUCCUCCUGCUUCCUCACAAUCAGCAAAUCAAGUUCUCGAAUCCAUCAUCAUGAAGCGAACCAUUUCGCAGACUGUGAUCCUCUUAACACAGCACUUCGUCUCCCAAAGGUCGACCAGCCAGGCAGAUGCUGUGAAAAUGCGAUCUGUGCAAUAAGGAUGCUGCCUUGUUUGUCCUCAAGUAUCCAGCUAUCAGAUUACACUGCCUGUAAUCAUGAAGGCUCCAUGCGGCUUAUCAUAUCUGAUAUGGCAAAUUGAUUAAAAUAAUUUCUAUAUGCCUCCUAAAGUUACCAUGGCUGCGUCCAACAACUUAGAACAAUCUUUAAUAAACAUAGUACAUGUGGCCCAAAGGAGCUUUAAGAGGCUCUUCCAUCUCUUUGAUUUUUAUGUGACCAAAACUCAUAGCUUUCAACUUUCAGAUUUGAAAAUAAGGGAUCAGCAGCCUCACCUGUCCUGGGGAGCCUCGAAAAUAAGGGAUCAGCAGCCUCACCUGUCCUGGGGACAGUCUACGGGAUAUCUAACAGUGGGAAGCAGCGGGAAAUGGUGCUGGAAUAAGGGAAUUUCCUGCAAAAAAAGGGAAGGUUGACAUCUAUGACAAAACUCUAAUAACAGAAAGUAGCCUAAGGGAAAAGUUUGAAGAUAUCCCCCUUCCAUGGUUGCUUGUGUAGGGCCUACUUGGCCUUUUUAGCUAAUCCAGGGAUCAAGGGCAGUGUGACCCGUAAAACUGUUGAGUUUUGAACAUUCUAUAUUAAUGACUUCUAAGACCACUAAAAGCACAGUGUUUAGUAUUUAUAAAAUUCUUAUGGAAGCAUAUUUUGGACAUGUUUGAUGCCUUAAGCUUCUAUGGGAACAAAAGUUGGAAAAAUGAUUAGAGUUCACUGUGGGAUAAGUCCUCUUUCCACUCACUUUUAGUACAGUACAAUAUAGAGAAAUCUUGCUGAAAUUACCACACAGGUGGUACUUGAUGCCACUCACAUUGUCUUAUAUAACCCAUGGGGUUCUUCCUGCUGUGCUGGGGGAAGCUGCCAAGUAGCAUGCACAAGUGGGGCUGCAAUAGUUAAGUGUUGAAUACUCAAGGAAAUUGAGGCAAUAGUCAAACAGCACAUCUUGCAAUCCCCAAAUCUAGCCCCAAUGAAUUUUAUUGAUUGAUUGAUUGAUUGAUUGAUUGUAAGGAUCAGAGUAUAAGGAAAUGUUCAUAUGUUGAUAGUGGCAAGGCCUACUAUUGCAAGGUUUGGGAAAUAUUUACUAGGAAUAGUAUUCUACUAGAAUAGCACUUGCUAGAAUACUGUUAUUGUAUGGUGUGGGAUACAGCUUUAUUUUUAAAAUGGAUGUAUAAACUGAGGGUUAUAUGAGGUCAAAACAAGUAAGAUAAGUUUUGCAGUUUGAUUUAAUUUUGUAGACUACAUCAGUAGAAAAGAACAUAGGCAAGCCUUGCCACCAGCAGACAAACGAAGUUGGUUGCAGUAUUAAACUUAUUUCAUCCAAUAUGGUAACUCUGGUUUUGAUGAGCCCUGUGUCUCUUCCCAUCCUUGUGAAAAAGCAUUGUAUUGAUUGGAGUAUGUUUUGUUGUGUACACCUUUAACAUUGCUGAUUCUAAAUAUUGUUGGAAUUCUUCAAGAUUUUUCCUGGCUAAUUUUACUUUAUUUGAUUCUUCUGAUAUAGCUAAUUUUGCUUUAAAAUGAACUAUUGUUUAUAUUAUUUUGCUUAGUUUAUGUUUAAGACAAAAAAAAAUAUUGUGCCAUAUGUUAAAGCCUAAUUUCUUUAUUAAAAUAAUUAAGAUAAUCCAUUAAAAUGCUUUAAAGACCAUCGGAGUAUAAGCAUUUAUAUUUGCCAUAUCUAAGGAACAAUAAAAACUGUUACAUCAUAUGAAAGGCCCAGUAAGGCCUUAGUUAAUAGAUAAGGUUUUAUUGUCCUACAAAAUAGUCUGUUGAUAGACAUGUGUGCUAUCAAUUUGUCUAGCACUUAAAAAAACAACAACCUUAUUAGCUACUGGCUAUCUCCACAAGUUGAAGCAAAUUAAUCGUUAAGCAAUAUUUACUUUUGCUUGCCUGGGAGUUAAGAUGGGAUAAAAGGUGCAAAAUCAUGAUGAGACUGCUUCUCAAUACACCUUUUCACUGAUUUUCAAAGCAAAUAGACAUUAUCGACAGAAUUUUACAGGCUUACCCAGAAUGUUAUCUUGCCUGAUUGCCAAAGCUAGAGAUGCAAGGACAGAAAAAUAAAUCUAGCUAAUAUAUUUUUGCACUUAGUGCAGAUUUGUGAUCUGCAAUAGCACAGGGCUGAUGGUGGCAUUUGUAGUGUGCCAUGCCCAUGUGCAUUGUGAAUGUGUGUGUAUAAACAUUGUGUAAUAUCACAGAUGAGACCAGUAGUUUGACCCAUUUUUUUACAGUGCAAUUGACAAGCUUGCAUGUGGGUGUGUUGGUUUGCCAGGUGCUAUGCAGAUUCGCAGGGGCGUAGCCAGAGGGUGUGACAGGGGGAAAUGCUCCCCUAAAUCAAGUAAAUAGAUAAGAUUACUUAACUAAUUGACCAAUUGCAAUGCAGAUAACUUAGUUCUCCACCCCAUAACAUAAAGCCCCCCCCAUAAAUCCUGGCUAUGCCCAUGCAGAUUAGCUAGGCCAGAACAAAAUCCAAGUCUUUCUUCCUGGGUUGAAUGACUUAUUGCUGUCUCAGGUCAUCUAGCAAAUAGUUCAAAUGACUCCAGCAGCUUAAAGUCUUGACAGGCUCUGGAAAAAGCACCAGCAGGGAUGGGGAACCUGUGGAUGUCCAGAUUUUGUUGGACUCCAGCUCCCAUCAGCUCCUGCAGCAUGGUCAAUAAUAGGAGUUGUAGACCAAUAACAUCAGGAGGGAUAAUGAGAGUUAUAUAGCAAUAUAUGGAGAGCCACAGGUUCUGCACCACUGUUCUACAGCUGGAAUGAGAAAAGAGGCAGUCACUUAAGUGUGUGGCAGGAAUAAUUCUUACAUGGCCAGCUGCUAUAGCAUGUUAAAGACUAUUAGACAGUGCUUGAUUAAUGGCUUUUGUUUUCAACAGAGGGUAAAAAGUUGAAAAAUAGUGCUGCAGCACAUUGAUUAGGUGUCUCCUACUCUGAGCACUGUGACCCCAUAACCCAAUACUAAAUUCUACUCCCACUGGCAAAAGGGUGACAUAGUCAAAGAUCCAAAUCUGUUUGUGUAUAGUUACUGUUAUCUCACCUGUGUCCUUUACAGUGCAAUAUUAUGUACCAGCUGGAAUGCUUUCAUUGCAGCUACCUAUACACAGGCAUAUCAUGAAAAUAUGCCACUGCCAAAGAUUUGAUACAUAGAUUUAUUUAUUUUUUUACCUUUUACAGAGAUAUGCUGAGAUACGAGUUGGGCUCCGAAAAUGAAAUUCCACUUGACAAUGAGGGUUGGAAUUCUGUCUAG